AUUGAGAACUGGAACAGAGUCUGGGAAGCACUUGGCUUGUGAGCGCUGGCUCCUGAUUGGGCUGGGAACGCUGCUCUUGGGGAAUAACGUGUGAAUUCCAUCUGCUCCGAGGAGCCGGGACGCGCGGCGAAUGCUGCCUGGAAAGGCACCUUUAGGCAGAGCCGCCCGGGGAGCCGUCCCGCUCCGCAUCCAAACUUGGAGCUGCCGCUGCGUUUCCUUUCCGCUUCCCUUCUAAAGUUUGUUGUGUUUUGCUCAAGGUGCUUCUGCUGUGGCUUUUGGGCUUGUUUUGCCCCCCCCACUUUUUUUUUCCUGCAUGGGGUUUCUUCAGGGAUUCAGCAUGCACGCGAAAUGGGGAAAUAAAUCAGCGAGUUUUGCAGCUGCUUGUUGCAGCCCAACAGUUAACAUGGAAUGUCUGAGUGCCUUUGAGAAACUCCUUCCAAAGAUUUGACCUGCCGGUGCAAGGUUACGUGGCAGCUGGUGAGGAAUCAUGGGCAGGAUUUGCAACCAAGGAAGAUGUCGCUGAACAGGCACUUCCCCCAGUCCAUGGGUGGGAUCUCACGGUCUGUCCUUUUGGAAUAGCUCAAGAUACCUCUCAGGAAUUGCUGAGUGGAAUUGCAGAGUCCCCCCCGGAGCGCUGUGGGCAGAGGCGCAGCAUGCCCAGCGGGGUCCCCGACAGGAACCCCACCAUGGAGCCCGCGGCCACCGCGCCCUUCCGCGUCACGGGGUUCCUCAGCCGUCGGCUUAAAGGCUCCAUCAAAAGGACAAAGAGCCAACCGAAGCUCGACAGGAACAGCAGCUUUCGGCACAUUUUACCUGGCUUCAGGAGUGUGGACAAUGAAAGAUCCCAUCUAAUGCCGAGGCUGAAAGAAUCGCGCUCCCACGAGUCUUUGCUCAGCCCCAGUAGUGCUGUUGAGGCUCUGGAUCUCAGCAUGGAGGAAGAGGUGGUCAUCAAGCCCGUCCACAGCAGCAUCCUGGGACAGGACUAUUGCUUCGAGGUGACGACUUCAUCAGGAAGUAAGUGCUUCUCGUGUCGUUCUGCAGCAGAGCGAGAUAAAUGGAUGGAGAACCUGCGGCGUGCCGUGCACCCAAAUAAGGACAACAGCAGAAGGGUGGAGAACAUGUUAAAGUUAUGGAUUAUUGAAGCCAAGGACCUGCCAGCUAAGAAGAAGUACUUGUGUGAAUUAUGCCUGGAUGACGUUCUUUAUGCACGAACUACCUGUAAAUUGAAAACUGAUAAUGUAUUUUGGGGGGAGCACUUUGAAUUUAAUAACCUCCCAUCGCUCAAAAACAUUACGGUGCACUUAUACAAAGAGACUGACAAGAAGAAAAAGAAGGACAAGACCAAUUUCAUUGGACAAGUGAACAUCCCCGUCAGCUCCGUCACGGGCCGGCAGUUUGUGGAGAAAUGGUACCCGGUGGUGAGCCCCAACCCCGGGAAGGGCAAGUCCCCGGGGCCCAUGAUCCGCAUCAAGUCCCGCUACCAGAGCAUGAGCAUUCUUCCCAUGGAGAUGUACAAAGAGUUUGCUGAGUACAUCACCAACAAUUACAUGGUGCUGUGCUCGGUGCUGGAGCCCUCGCUGAGCGUGAAGAACAAGGAGGAGAUGGCGUCUGCGCUGGUGCACAUCCUGCAGAGCACCGGCAAGGCCAAGGAUUUCUUGACUGACCUGAUGAUGUCUGAAGUUGAUCGCUGUGGUGAGAAUGAGCAUCUCAUUUUCAGGGAGAACACACUGGCCACCAAAGCAAUCGAAGAAUACCUGAAGCUGGUGGGGCAGAAAUACUUGCAAGAUGCCUUAGGGGAAUUUAUCAAGGCUCUGUACGAAUCAGAUGAAAAUUGUGAGGUGGAUCCCAGUAAGUGUUCAUCCUCGGACCUUCCUGAACAUCAGAGCAACCUGAAGAUGUGCUGCGAGCUGGCGUUCUGCAAAAUCAUCAACUCCUACUGUGUCUUCCCAAGGGAGCUCAAGGAAGUUUUUGCCUCGUGGAGACAAGAAUGCAGCAACCGAGGCCGCCCGGACAUCAGCGAGCGACUGAUCAGUGCCUCCCUGUUCCUGCGGUUCCUCUGCCCCGCCAUCAUGUCCCCGUCCCUCUUCAGUCUCCUGCAGGAGUACCCCGACGACCGCACUGCGCGCACUUUGACCCUCAUCGCCAAGGUCACCCAGAACCUUGCCAACUUCGCCAAGUUUGGCAGCAAAGAGGAAUACAUGUCCUUUAUGAAUCAGUUCCUGGAACACGAAUGGACUAACAUGCAGAGGUUUCUACUGGAGAUUUCCAAUCCGGAAACCAUCUCAAACACAGCUGGCUUCGAAGGCUACAUCGACCUGGGCCGGGAGCUCUCCACGUUGCACUCGCUGCUCUGGGAGGUCGUUUCGCAGCUGGAGCAGGGCACUGCAACAAAACUCGGGCCUCUGCCCCGGAUCCUGCGGGACGUCAACUCGGCGCUCAGUAACCCGGCCUGCGUGCAGGUCUCCGUCACGGCCGAUCACACCGCGUCCACGCCCAACGCUGGCAACAGCAUCUCUGCGGGGCUACAGAAAAUGGUGAUAGAGAAUGACUUAUCUGGUCUGAUAGAUUUCACACGGUUACCAUCUCCAACCCCUGAAAACAAGGACUUGUUUUUUGUCACAAGGUCUGCUGGGGCCCAGCCCUCGCCUGCCCGAAGCUCCAGUUACUCAGAGGCCAAUGAGCCCGACGUGCAGAUGUCUAAUGGCAGCAAGAGUUUGUCCAUGGUGGACUUGCAGGACAAUCGGCUCUUGGACAGUGGGGCCAACGCGCCCGGCACGGCUGACUCCCUCAAUGACAGUCAGUCGUCCCUCGGGCAGUUGCAGGGCGUGUGGACCGCGCGGACUCAGCAGAACAGCGUGACGGGCAUGGCCACCGUGCGCCGGGUGGGCCAGACCCCCACCACGCCGAGCGGCGAGAGCGCGCCGGGCCGGCCGCAGCUCCUGGCACCCCUCUCCUUCCAGAACCCCGUGUACCAGAUGGCGGCCGGGCUGCCGCUGUCCCCCCGCGGCCUGGGCGACUCCGGCUCCGAGUGCCACAGCUCGCUCAGCUCCCACAGCAACAGCGAGGAGCUGACGGCCAACAAGCACGGCUUCGCCGCCCCCGCCGCCAGCGAGGACUUCGCCCGCCGGACGGGAGAGCUGGCCCGCCGGCAGCUCUCGCUGACGGAGAAGGGCGGCCAGCCCACCAUGCCGCGGCAGAACAGCGCGGGACCGCAGAGGCGGAUAGACCAGCCGCCCCCGCCGCCCCCGCCCGUCUCGCGGGGCCGGACGCCGCCCUCGCUGCUCAACACGGUCCAGUACCAGCGACCCUCCAGCGGCAGCAUGAUGUCCUCCUCGCCAGACUGGCCCGGCAGCGGCGCCCGCCUGCGGCAGCAGUCCUCCUCCUCCAAGGGCGACAGCCCUGAGAUGAAGCAGCGCACGAUGCACAAACAGGCCCCUUCUCCUGUGAACCCCAAUGCCCUGGACCGCACUGCUGCUUGGCUUUUGAAUAUGAACAUGCAGUUUUUAGAAGAUGAAAGCAUUGACCCAGAUUCCAAGCACAGGGAUAAGCUCAGGAAUAAGGACGAGCUCAGCCAAGCAGAAAAGUACCAGCAGGACCUGGUGGUGCUGCAGGACAAGCUUCGCAUCUCCAACAAGAAGCUGGAGGAGUACGAGACUCGCUUCAAGUGCCAGGAGGAGACGACGCAGAAGCUGGUGCUGGAGUACCAGGCCAGGCUGGAGGAGAGCGAGGAGCGGCUGCGCCGGCAGCAGGAGGAUAAGGAGAUCCAGAUGAAGGGCAUCAUCAGCAGACUGAUGUCAGUUGAGGAGGAGUUAAAGAAGGACCAUGCAGAAAUGCAGGCUGCUGUGGAUUCCAAGCAGAAGAUUAUCGAUGCACAGGAGAAACGCAUUGCUUCACUGGACGCUGCCAACGCACGGUUAAUGAGUGCCCUUACUCAGCUGAAAGAGAGGUACAGCAUGCAGACACGUAAUGGGAUCUCCCCCACAAACCCAACUAAAUUGCAGAUUACAGAGAAUGGAGAAUUCAGAAACAGCAGUAAUUGUUAACCCGCGGAGGGUGCUGCCGCAGGAGAGGAGGCCUGGCCAGAGAGACCGUGCAGCAGCAGGUGUGAGCCGCGGCUUCAGAGAACGGCUGCUCUCCCCAGAGAACCCAGCUCCUUACUGCGGACGGCGCGCGUGACUGAGCCCGUGUGCGAGAUGCUAAUGCCAGCACAUUGAGGGGACGGGAAGAUCGAGUGUGAGAUGAGUGGCAUAAGGAAAUAACAUAUAUUUGAGAAUCGCUGUCACUGUUGCAUUUAAAUCAGUGUUUAAUGUUGAAACAAAAGUAACCUUUUUCUUCUAAACUGCCCAAAGGAGAUGCUCACCCCUCCCAGCAAGGAAAAACAUCCUUGCCAUUGCAGUAAGCGAAUAAAGGGAGCUGGGCGCAGGCUGCAGCAGGCACAGGCCGGUUUAAGCGUGCUGCUGGACGCAGCAAAGCUCGGCCUGCUCCCACCGUGCCCCCGGAGCACAGCCCUCCCACAGCAAACCCCCGGCCAGCCCAGCCCUCCUACCCCAGGCGGCUUUUGAGAGGCCAGUGACUGUCCACAGGGCAGUGACGCAGCUGAUUAGCAUUUAAUUAGGGGAUGCAGUCCAGAGGAAAGGUCAGUCGUGCUGUGUGCCAUGUGGGGUGCUGCGUGGGGCCCCUGCAGUGGCAGGACAGGGGAUGGGGAUCCCGGGGAGUAGAGCCCAGGGCUCUGGCACACAAGCCAAGGGAGGCGCUGGCACCUGGUGAUGCGAUUCCUCUCUACAGCGUCUGCUCCUCACAAAUAAUGGGGAAGAGUCUGUGUAAGCAAGAGCCCCCGGGCACUGUCCCCCCACACGUACUUGUGGCCACAGAAUAAAGUGAAUGUUACCUGAGCUUGGUCCCUGAGCUGUGAAUGAGGGGCUGGAUUUCCUGGUGCCCGUCGUGGUAGAGGGGAAUGAGGGGCUACGUGAAAUGACCAGCUUGGCCUGCCAAAGGGUUCGUUAUGGGGAUGAAAUGCUCUGCGCAAAGAUUUUUGCUAUUUCUGGGGAGAAAAACAGACAAAGAAACAAGAAAAAGCCCUGAAGAAUCAUGAAGAUCGGUAAUUGUAUUUCUUUUCUUUCACAGUAUGCAUUAGAAAAAAAAAGAUCCCAUUUUCUGGAAUACUGUCCUCUUUAAAUUGGGAAUGAGCACUGCAUGGAAAUUAUCCGGCUCGAAGAAUGUAAAACAUGGUCAUAAGGGAGUAACCAACAAGAACAGCAGCCACCACCGAAAGGCCCCUUGUCAGGAGCACUGUGCAGGCAUAAGCCAGGAUUAGACUUUCCUAACUGCUGAACCGCAGAUUCGGCACGUUCAGACACGUUGUGCUCAGCAGAGGGGUCACCUCCUUAACGGGGGAUUGUGCCGCUGACCUGCCGCCAUGGUGUGUUUGUUGGUUUGUGGUUUAUUUUGGUGUUUUUUUUAAGUUAGACCUUCAUGACUCCCACUCUCAGAGCAGGUCACUCGUACCAAGAGCCAGAGAGAGUUCUCUGAGACACGGAUGCCAGUGUACAGGACACCUGCCUGUUCCUCCCACUAAGGUUUAACACCCUGCUCCACACCCGUCCACGUGUAAAUGUCCAGCCCAAGGGCCCCGGUUCCGUCUCCAGCCUCGCGUGACCGGGGCUGCCCGAGCGGGACACGUUCCAGCGCGCUCCGCGUUCCGUGCUGCCCCACAGCCCUGAGGCUCAUUAACCGCGUUAUGACACACGCAAUUGUUUUCAAAAUUAAAUACGCUUUUUUUUUUUAAUUAUUUUUUUCCCUAACCAGUGCUGUGUUGCUGGGCCGAGGCCGGUGCGGCUCGGUGCACUGCGCUCUCAGUGCCAGCGCCUGCAGGGAGCUGCGGUCACAGCCCCCAACCACAGCUCCUCACAGAAAAAUAAAUAUGUACAAUGACAAGUACAGUCACCUUUGAAUUUUGGAGACUAGCACAGAUGGCUUUGAAGAACGUCACAAAACUGACAAGGUUACAGCUGGAGAAAGACCCAGACAGGUUAGGAAUACAGGGUACUGUGAACCUCUGCGUACGUACACGUACACCUGCCGUUGUCUCAGAGUCAAACGCAGUACGAGAACACUGUAAAAAGACUAUUUUAACCCCUGUUGCCCUGAGAUGUAUGUUUAGAGAUGAUUGUUUUUUGAGUUCCAAAAAAUUUGUGUUGCAAGAGACACAAGUUUCUCAAGUGAGAAGCAACACAGAGGAAUGGAAACACCACCAGGGCAUGGGGAUGGGCACCCCACCAGCAACGUGUUUCCAUUCACACACAGAAGGAAUUUGGGGAUGCGGUCAGUGCUCUCUCUAUGUGCUGCAAAAAAUAGAAAUGCCCACAAAACAAUUGUUUAGUACUGAAGCCAAGCACAGUACAUCUUAAUCUGCUCCUCAACCACAAGCCAAGGCACUGCCCACCCCAUCAGGAACUCCUGGGGCACCUCAGACCCGCAAACCACUGAACACACGUCAACUAAAAUAGCAGGAACGCUUCAAUCCUUCCACAGUGAGUUGUUCAAAUCUUUUAAGUUCCAGUGCCAGCACCUUCUGGAGUUGUUGCUUAGUUUCCUGAGCCAGAAUGAAAAUAAAUUCAAAUCACAAUGAAAUCUCGUUACAGUAGAGAUUCCCCCCUCAGCCCCUCUGUCCCCACGUCUCCUUCCCCCACAAGCGUCAACAACUGGACCGAAACGCGACCCUCCCUGCAGAGGGCUGGGGAUAGGUUUUAAGAUCCAGGCUCAGUUCUGUUCUGUUCCUCGUUUGUGUUUGUUAUUUAUGAACUGUAUAUGGUGUGUGUGUGGGAGCCAGCGGCGGCCGCAGAGCCAGACCCAGCGCAGCAAUACGGAGGCGAUUCCACAGCAAAGCAACCACUGUCCCCAACCUCCUGUGAUCGGCUCCGUUUUCUUUUCUCGGUCUUGCGCUUUCUACAGUAAGAGGCUGUUCUAGUGCAAACUCGUCAAAGUGUAAACUAAAUGAAAACACACUCGAAUUUUUAUCUUAAUACAAGUCUUAAUAUUUUUUUGUAAAUGUUUUCAGUGUUUACUGUAACGUAUCUAUCUCACUAACAGUUGUAUAUAGUAACUUACUUCUGGUGCUGCUUAUUCGGUCAGGAUUUGGCUGUAUCUCACUGCUGUUUUGAAGAGGUGGGCUCACACCAGAAAAUCUGGAUCCAGACACAGGUUACAGUUUCAGUCUCCUCCUUUUGGGGCUCUGAGGAAAGGGAGAGAAGCCAGCGAUCCAGAUUUGGGGUUGGUCCACCUCAAGAAUUCUGUUUUAAGAGUUUUGAUUUGGGGUUUUGUUAAACUGUAGUGAACACUUCUGAAAAAUGAGCAAAGUUCUGCGUAAAGGGGGAUGAAAUGGACUGAACAAUGUCCCAAGGUCCCUGCGGACGGCAGGUAUCAUCACUUGGGACAGGGAUUAUGGCUUCAGUGCCAAAAGACCGGAGGGACCCCAGUCCUUCCCCACGCCAACUCCUACUACAGUGUAGUCACCAGCCCCUUUUGCACCACUUUAAGCAAAUCCUGCGCCAUCCAAAGAGUCCACUGUUACUCUGCAUUGUCAUUUGAGUCUGGUUGGUUUUGUUUUCUGCUUCUGCAGUUGUAAAGCACUGAUUGCACUGUGAGAAUCCUCUGAGCUGGCAGCCAGCCCCGCAGGUUGCUGCAGGGUGCAGGACACAGGUUCUGCUUCUACAAAUAUUCCUAAAAGGGAAAAGGAACUUGGUGGACCUGAGAGAGGCAUCACAGGCUCUCCCAGGAAAGCAAUCAGCAAGUUAUCUAUAAUUUCCAAAGUUCAGAGAGCUCAUAGGGUUUCUCCUCUGUUAUUAAUGUCCAUAUCCAAGAUGCAACAGAAAACACACUGAGGUCUGUUCUGUGAUGAACAAGGAGAGGAUUUUUAGGCACAGGAGAUGGAAAAUACAGUGAUGUGUUCAGCCAGGACAGCCACAAGCAGAAAACCCUGCGGGAACAGCGUGCAGCGCCACGUCCUUCCACCCGCGACGGCUCACGGGCACCCUCCUCCAGAGGAGCGCUCGGGCAGUUCCAUGAGGCUGCCCUGCUCCGAGCAGCCCCCUCCGGCCCUCCCCAGACACAUCACUAACUUGCCUUUUCUUUUCCCUUGGGGACAAUGACACAUGGGGGGAGAAGGAGGACGACAGCAGCACCGCGACCAUGCAGCUCAUGGGCUUCACAAACCAAAUCCAAUCUUGAGGGUGUUGCACAACAUUCAGAAACAACCAUGCUUUGAGAAAAGGUGUCACGGUCAAGCAUUGACUUUCCCAGCUCGCCCAAGCUGUGACAUUGCUGUAAAUGCCAUGUGGUUCUGCAUCAGCUACCGGUACCCAGAGCGCAGUCUCCAUGUUCACCUAUUCCUUUAUCAUACAUCACUGUGUCUUAAGAUAUACCUCUCUCUGUAUAUCUGCUUAGGCUGAUACUUGUUCCUGAUAAGCAGUCGCUAUGUUUUAUAUCCUCUUAUAAAAGAAAAACAAAUCUUUUUUUUGUAAGUAUGUUUAAAAAAAAAAAAAAAAGGCAAAGUGGAAGUGUUUGCUGAAUCUCCUUCAGCUCCUUUUAAACUAUGUAAUAAUGUACAGAGAAAGUUGUUGGUGUUCAAAGAAAUGAUGUGGCUGUGCAAUUUAUGUACAUUUGCAAUUAGAAAUAUUAAAGAUUUAUUUAGAUAUUUUACACAA
Messenger RNA from Columba livia (rock pigeon), 8702 nucleotides. RefSeq names its product DAB2 interacting protein (gene DAB2IP). Bases 654 to 4043 code for a protein of 1129 amino acids. The record is from RefSeq and is a predicted model, not a curated record. NCBI's taxonomy places the organism in Eukaryota, Metazoa, Chordata, Aves, Columbiformes, Columbidae. The transcript has 17 exons. Gene Ontology annotation, biological process: regulation of GTPase activity.